Molecule: messenger RNA, 1210 nt
Organism: Carlito syrichta (Philippine tarsier)
Lineage: Eukaryota; Metazoa; Chordata; Mammalia; Primates; Tarsiidae
Gene: DORIP1
Product: chromosome unknown C14orf28 homolog
Exons: 4
Coding region: 23-955 (310 amino acids)
Source: RefSeq, a predicted model, not a curated record
UUUUAAACUUUGAAAAUGCAGGAUGAAGACACUGUUUGAAGAGAUCAAAGCAUCAAUUAAAAAUAACUAUAACCAAGAUCGAUCAUUUUGGAGGCCUGUUCUUCCUUGGGGAGGUGUUUUUACUAUCAAAGCUGGCCGCAAAGCAGUAUCCUGUACACCACUCUAUGUUGAAAUAAGACUGAAAAAUACCUGCACCAUAGAUGGAUUCCUGAUGUUAUUAUAUGUCAUUCUUAAUGAAAAUGAAAAUUUCCCUAGGGAACUUUCUGUUCACUUUGGUAGAGAGUUUGUAGAUUGUUUUCUUUAUUUAAUGGACACCUACAGUUUUACAACUGUGAAGCUACUUUGGAUUUGGGACAAGAUGGAAAAACAGCAGUACAAAUCUGAAGUUCAUAAGGCUUCAUUAAUAAUUGAUUUAUUUGGGAAUGAGCAUGAUAAUUUUACAAAAAAUCUUGAAAAUCUCAUGUCCACCAUUCAAGAGAGUUACUGUUCCAACUGGCGAUGCCCAACUCGAGUACAGGAAAAUCAGCAGCGCACAAUUAAUAUAAAUCCUCCCCAAGAAACUCCACAUGGAAACUUGAUAAGACUGGCUGUGGAUGAGUUAUUCUGUUCCAAGAUUGAACUGUGUGAAGAAUGUGGGUGUGGUGGCUUAAGAGAAUUUUCUCAACGAGUUUUCUGCCAUGGAGCACCCCCUUUUGUUGUCUUAAAUAUGCAACAUUGGAAAUCUGAAGAUCUGGCAUAUGUACCCUACUACUUAGAUUUAUCUGAUCACAAGUAUUUGUUGGAAGGUGCCACAUUGUUUAACAAAGAGGAACAUCAUUAUUCUGCAGCUUUCCAGAUUGACGGACAUUGGAUGCAUUAUGAUGGCCUCAGAAAUGUGAAUUUAAUUUUGUUAAAUAAACCCCCAGAGUUUCUCCUCCUGUCAUCAUUGGUUUAUAUUCGAGCAACAGAGAAAUAAAUAUAGACUGAUGCUAAAUUAAAUUGUUUUCCCAUGCUCCCCCAGACAAAGGGCUUUUAUUUUGUGUAUACUUGGUAUCCAAGGAAAUAGUUCAACUACACUAGUUUCAGAGGUGUAUUCCAGUGUUUAGCCCCAGGUAAAUGUUUCAUAUAGAGGAUCUAUGCAAAAAUGUUUGUAUUUCCUUUUUAUAUUUCCUGGAUUAUUUUUAUAUGAGUAUAUUUUAUGUUAAAAUAAAUAUAUCUUGUGGCCUUUGUA